Messenger RNA from Sphaeroforma arctica JP610, 533 nucleotides. RefSeq lists its product as hypothetical. The record is from RefSeq and is a predicted model, not a curated record. The annotation marks the transcript as partial. Lineage: Eukaryota; Ichthyosporea; Ichthyophonida. The transcript has a single exon.
GAAAAAUCUCACACUCUUGACCGAUAUUUUUAAUGCAACAUUUCUGGCCAAAACUCUGCUUUUGGAAGAUAUUUUAGGUUGGAGCAUGAAUCUCAAAGUAAUUUUUGUUCCUGCCCGUUGGGGAAGUCGAUUGGCUGCUGUACGAGGUCCGGGCCAACUGCGAACUGAAGAAAAAAACAAUUCUGGGAUAUUGAAACGGAAUUUUGGAAGGCCUGUCAAUCCGCAUGAUAAAGAUAUGAAGAGAUACGGCAGCAUUCAUGUAGAGGUUACAAUAAGUAAAGCAGGCGUCACCAAGCUUUACGAGUCGAUAAUCGACACCCUUGUCAUUAUGAAAUUGGACACGAGAAUUCACCGCAGAGUGCUUCAGAAGAAGAAGCCGAAUACUGGCCCUUCCCGUCAGCCCCGACAACGAAGUUCUCGAUGGGGUCUGCGAGCAACACUACUGGAAUGAACUCUAGAAGUGGUCGCAUUUCAGGAUUGGAACGCAGAUUAUAUAAUCUUGUGAAUAAAAAUAUAAAAAUACUUUAGCUUUG